CUUUCUCAAAUACACUUAACUAUUGUAGCACCAUGAAGUUAGUGAAACUUUUUGCAUUAAUCUUCUUGUUUGGAUUUGCAUUCGCAAAUGGAACUACCUCUAAUAAUAGAAAGCAUUACAUAGUUUACAUGGGGGAUCACUCCUUCCAGGACUCAGAAUCAGUAAUUGCAGCAAACCAUGAGAUGCUUACCUCGGUAAUGGGAAGCUAUCAGGGAGCACAAGAUGCAGCAGUAAAUCAUUACACGAAAACUUUCAGAGGCUUCUCUGCAAUGCUAACAUCGGGUCAAGCAAACCAACUUGCAGAGAGUAAUAAAGUUGUGUCUGUAUUCGAGAGCAAGACAAGUCACAUCCAUACAACACAUUCAUGGGAGUUUUUGGGCAUAAACAACUUGGAACAGUAUCAUCAACAAUCAAGAAACUCAACAUCCAACGUUGUCAUUGGGGUUAUUGACUCAGGAGUUUGGCCUGAAUCCAAGAGCUUCAGUGAUUAUGGGCUAGGUCCUGUGCCAGCUAAAUUCAAAGGUGAAUGCACAACUGGGGAGAACUUCACAUUGUCAAAUUGCAACAGAAAGAUUGUGGGAGCUAGGUUUUACUAUGGAGGUUUUAUAGCAGAUUAUGGCCCUCUUGAAUCUUUCAACCAUACAUUUUUCGUAUCAGCUAGAGACAGUGAUGGGCACGGGACCCAUACCUCGUCCACUAUUGCUGGUUCAGUGGUUGCCAAUGUCAGCUUGUACGGAAUAGGGAGAGGCACCGCAAGAGGAGGUGCACCGGGAGCUAGACUUGCAAUCUACAAGGCUUGUUGGUUCAACCUCUGCAGUGAUGCAGACAUUCUCUCCGCUAUAGAUGAUGCAAUCAAUGAUGGUGUAGACGUUAUAUCAAUGUCUCUUGGACCAGAUCCACCCCAACCAAUCUACUUCAGUGAUGCAAUUUCCAUUGGAAGUUUCCACGCAUUUCAGAAAGGAGUGGUUGUUUCUGCAUCAGCUGGGAACAGCUUUCUCCCCAAAACUGCAAGCAAUGUUGCUCCUUGGAUCCUUACUGUGGCAGCAAGCACCAUGGAUCGUGACAUUCAAACUAAAAUAUACCUAGGAAAUUCACAAGUCAUCCAGGGUUUUAGUGUAAAUCCAACCGAGAUGAAGAGCUUCUACGGUUUAGUGACUGGGAGUGCUGCUGCAGCCCCUGGAAUUCCCUCAAGAAAUGCUAGCUUCUGUAAGAGCAAUACCUUAGAUCCUGCUUUGAUUAAGGGGAAGAUCGUUGUCUGCACACUCGAGGCAAUUCUUGAUAACCGUAAAGAAAAGGCUACUUCCAUAAAACAAGGUGGUGGUGUAGGUAUAAUACUUGUUGAUCCACUUGCCACAGAUGUUGCCAUUCAGUUUGUACUACCAGGUGCACUAAUUAGUCUUGAAGAAGCAGAAGAGCUUCAAGCAUAUAUGGCUUCACAAAAGAACCCAGUGGCUAGAAUAUCCCAGACAAAGGCAAUUUUGGCCACUAAACCAGCACCACAAAUGGCAAUGUUCUCAUCAAUGGGUCCUAACAUCAUCAGUCCUGAUGUGAUUAAACCGGAUAUAACAGCACCAGGUGUGAAUGUUCUAGCAGCAUGGUCUCCAUUGUCUACUGACAACACUGCUGGAAGAUCAAUUGACUACAACAUAGUCUCUGGCACUUCCAUGUCAUGUCCACAUGUUUCUGCAAUUGCUGCCAUUGUAAAAUCAUCUCAUCCUUCAUGGAGCCCUGCAGCCAUCAAAUCUGCAAUAAUGACAACAGCAACAAUUCAUGACAACACUAAAAAUUUCAUUAGAAGACAUCCGAAUGGCACUCAGACCUCACCGUUUGAUUAUGGAUCUGGACAUAUCAAUCCAGCGGCAGCAAUUGAUCCUGGAUUAGUUUAUGAUUUUGACACUAGCGACAUUAUUGAUUUCCUCUGCAGCACUGGUGCAACCCCUGCUCAGCUGAAAAACCUCACUGGUGAGGUCAUGUAUUGCAGGAAGAACCCUAAAUCAUCGUAUGAUUUUAACUAUCCGUCAAUUGGAGUCUCCAACUUGAGAGGAAGCAUAUCAGUGCAUAGAACAGUUACAUAUUAUGGUGAAGGACCUGCUGUUUAUAAGGCUGAAGUAGACCAUCCAGCUGGUGUAAAUGUCUCAAUCACACCUAAUGAGCUCAGAUUUGAAAAAAAUGGGGAUAAGAUGUCUUUUGUAAUAGGUUUUACCCCUUAUAAGGCCAGUAACGGAGAGUUUGUCUUUGGGGCUUUGACAUGGACUGACGGAAUCCACGUUGUAAGGAGUCCCAUUGGCCUUAACAUACUUUCUGUUUAGGAGGUGUACUUAGUGAAUUGCAAGUCACUUAGCUUGGGACAGUGAUGCCACUUUCUUUUCACCAAAUUGUAGUUAUAAGAAACAAAUGAGUACGGCAUGAAUCAUAGCUCAUACAAUACUGAACACCACUGCAUGCGCGGGCUGCCACUCUGACACAUGUGAUUUUUCCAACAGGUGAAUCAUCUUUUCUACAAAUGUAUUUAUAAUUCAAUAACUAGCUCAUAUGCAUCAAAUGCAGUCUUCAGAACAUAGUAUGAACCAAAAUGUCAUA
This is a messenger RNA of Sesamum indicum (sesame), 2580 nucleotides long. RefSeq names its product subtilisin-like serine-protease S. Gene Ontology annotation, molecular function: serine-type endopeptidase activity. The record is from RefSeq and is a predicted model, not a curated record. Lineage: Eukaryota; Viridiplantae; Streptophyta; Magnoliopsida; Lamiales; Pedaliaceae. Gene Ontology annotation, biological process: proteolysis.